UUUUUCAAAAUCACAAACCCUCCUCUCAAUUCGAAUCGAUUCAUUCAUCUCAAACUAUCUUCCUCUCAAUUUCGCUUUUGAUUUGUGGCUUUUCCACUCUCAACCCCCCUUUCCAGUUGUGCUUCUCUAUCGUGAUACUCUCAAACGAUUCAGAAUUUCCCUUUGUGAAUGGUGGAAAUCUCGAGCGCACAAUUGAUGGUCAUCCCUUCUUCUUCUUCUCAAAGAAGAGGGGUUUCUCUUUCCACCGCUAACUCCUUCUGCUUCGGCUCCUGCAUGGAAGGCUGGUACUACCGCUGCCAAGGCCUUGACCCGUGAACCCCCAAUUUCUAUUUUUUUUCCCUGCGAAGAACCCUAAUUUUUUCCCUCUUUCAUUUAAUUCUUUAGUUUUCUUUCUCCUUUCGUUAAUUCUCAAAUACACUAAGAAAAUCGAAGGAAAAAAAAACACGAUGUUGCUUUACAAGCAGAAGAAGAGUCAGGCGGCGAAGGUGAACCGGUUUUUGAUCAGCGUUACGUUUCUGGGUAGCGCCGGUCCGAUCCGGUUCGUGGUCAAUGAGGAGGAGCUCGUUGCGGCUGUGAUUGAUACCGCGCUGAAAUCGUAUGCGCGUGAGGGCAGGCUUCCGAUUCUUGGAUCCGAUCUCAAUAAUUUCAUACUCUAUUGCCCGAUUUCUGGAACUGAAGCUCUGAGUCCAUGGGAGACUAUUGGAUCAGUGGGUGUUCGGAAUUUUGUGCUGUGCAAGAAGCCGGAAACAGAAAAGGCCGAUGACAGCGAGAAGCUGCCUCCGAUAGCUCGCAAGGGAUCGGGCAGCUGGAAAUCAUGGUUCAACAAAUCACUCAAUCCCAAGAUAUGUUCUCAUUAGACAAGUCAUAUUUACCUCUUUGGAGUUGGAGCUGCUGUUUGGGGUCUUUGCACUUUUGAAUGAUUUGGUUAUCUGCAUUUUGCUGGUUAAUGUUUUUCCUUUUUGUUUGUGUUUGGGGUUGGAAUAAUUGAACCUUUGUGGUUCUGCACCCCUAAUAAAACAGAGUUGCUUGAUUUUGUUUCAGUCAAUUCUUGGUUUGAAAUUGUUUUUGUUUCCUACAGCAAUUGUACUCAUCAACUUGUAUUAUGGGUGAUUUUUCAUUAAUUAAACUACCACCAUUUUUAUAUA
Molecule: messenger RNA, 1145 nt
Organism: Salvia hispanica
Lineage: Eukaryota; Viridiplantae; Streptophyta; Magnoliopsida; Lamiales; Lamiaceae
Source: RefSeq, a predicted model, not a curated record